This is a messenger RNA of Polistes canadensis, 4943 nucleotides long. It is a transcript of the gene MFS17, whose product is annotated as sialin. Gene Ontology annotation, cellular component: plasma membrane. Gene Ontology annotation, molecular function: transmembrane transporter activity. The record is from RefSeq and is a predicted model, not a curated record. Gene Ontology annotation, biological process: transmembrane transport; monoatomic anion transport. NCBI's taxonomy places the organism in Eukaryota, Metazoa, Arthropoda, Insecta, Hymenoptera, Vespidae. The coding region runs from base 1265 to 2866 and encodes 533 amino acids. The transcript has 13 exons.
AGAACCAUGAGACGACGCAGUAUCCUACGAUCGAUUAUAAUGAAAUCUCUGCAUUGUGUUUCAUUAAUCGUAACCACAUUUCUCAGUGUAUCCAGUGUGUUUUGAUAUCGUUUGUGUGUAAAAAGAAAUGCUUGUGUAUAAGUAAAACACGACAGUGAAAGAUAGCAAUAUGGUCAAGAGUGGAUAAAGCAAAAAUUAAAUGCCCAAGCAUAUUUGUACAGCCCACGUGAUGAUGAGCUGUAUCAUCAAAUUAUUGUUUCUGAUAUUUCGUAUAAGAAUAAAGCCGAUAUCAAAUUGACCAAUACACAACAUUCGUAUUAAUAUAUUAUUAUUAUUUUUUUUGUUAAUCGAUUCGUUGUGUAUUAUUUAUAGAGACUUAUUUUAUCAUACAAACAUGUCGCGUGUAUGUAAGGUCAGAUCAGUUAAAAACCAUUCAAGUGCAUCAUAUUUAAUAUUAAUACGGACAGCACAAUACGAUCUUGAAAGUAUUUACAAAAAAAUUUGUUGAAAACUUUGAAAUAUGAAUAAAUUAUUAUAAUUAGCUCGGGGAAUCGUUUUUUCAAGAUACGUUCCUAAAGUGCAAUCGCAGCGCCAUCAUGCACUGCGCUUGCGAUCGAAUGUGGGAAGGGCACCCAGAGUAGUGGGGGAACCGGCACGGGAGUCAUGUUCCGCGUGCGAGCGAGUGUACACACGUGUGCCCCCUCCGCUCUCUUCUCGCCACGUACAUACAAGCCGUGAAAGAACGAAACGGACGAAAAUGUCGUCGCGGAAGAGGUCGAACAUAUCGUCCGAACUCUCGGUCCAACGCUGGAACUCUUCGAAAGUUAGCGGUCGGCGACUCGUAAAGAAGACGGUGGCGGUGGGAUUGGAAAACCAGAAGAAGAAGAAGAAGUAGAAGGCAUCUCUUCGGUGUUCAAUCGACAUUCAGUACCGACAUGCGACGAGAGUGCAUCGAAUUUUUCUUCCAUCGAGGGUGUAUACCAUGUCGUUGAUCUUGUUAAAAAAAAUCAGUUCGUCAUCCAGCUAGAAGAAAACCAUGAUGAUAGGACUUUGAUUCUCGACAGUUGAUUCAGAACAAUUUGUGUCAUCGUUUAUUUGAAUUAUUUCGGGAUUGUUUUUCGUUUAUUAUUUUUGAUUUAAUCCUUCUUUUUCGGUAUUUUUUGUACGGACAAAUCUGUGAUCACACACACAUUGAAUCCAAGAAGAUCCUUAUUUUUUCAAUUAAGAAGGGAUAAAUUCCAUUUGUACUUACUACUCCACAAAAAUGGAAGACUCACCAAGAUACGAGGAUCCCGGGAUGUAUAAAAAACGAUCAACUUGUAGUUUACGGAGAUUAGGAGACAUGGUGCCAGCACGAGUUGUUCUCUAUAUGCUUUCUUUUUCCGGGUUUCUUGUUUCUUUUAUGAUGAGGACUGACAUUAAUCUUACAAUGGUGGCCAUGGCAAAACCAACUAUGAUCUCGAAUGCCACGGUCACCACAGAUACGUCUCAUUAUUGUUACAAAUCGGCGAAUCUAUCGCACGUGGAAAAUAACAACAGCAGCAACAGCAGUAACGUUGUUAGACUGGAGGAAGAGGGUGAGUUUGACUGGAGUCCAGCCAUUCAGUCUGCCAUUCUUGGCUCCUUUUAUUGGUGUUACAUCUUAUCGCAAAUAAUCGGUGGCGUUUUAACUCAAUAUUUUGGUACAAAGACCGUCUUCGGUGGAUCCCAACUUUUGACUGCAAUUUGCAGUUUACUUAUGCCCAGUGCUGCUGAAAUUCAUUACGGUGCUAUGAUAGGUCUUCGAAGUAUACAAGGAAUCGCUAGUGGGUUAACUUGGCCAGCUAUGUAUGCCAUGGUUGGACAUUGGAUUCCACCGUUAGAACGAUCUCGUUUCAUGUCUUCCUUUCAAGGGUUCAGCUUUGGGAUUGGAUUGACCUAUCCGUUGUGCGGAUUCAUCAUCGCUCAUUUUGGAUGGAAAGUGGUUUUCUACACGACCGGUACCAUCGGAUUAACAUGGUGUCUCUUCUGGUACUUCUUUGCUUUUGACACACCAGCCGCUCAUCCAAGGAUCUCUCAACAGGAGCUACGUUACAUACGUGGAAGCAUUGGCAAUCAAGUUUUGGGAACGAGCGAGGGAAUGCCCGUACCAUGGAAAUCGAUUCUUAUGUCGUGGCCAGCUUGGGCCAUUGGUAUUACAACCUUUGGAAGAAUAUGGGUCCAUUAUGUUUUUAUUAUUUCUGGUCCGAUGUAUAUAAAAACCGUCCUGGGAUUUAGCAUUCAGGCUAAUGGCAUUUUGUCAGGAUUGCCAUUUAUCUGUAGUUAUCUGAGUUCCGUAGUAUUUUGUUAUGUCGCCGAUGUUUUGGUCAAUCGACAAAUCUUAUCUUUGACGAAUGUUCGCAAAGUUUUCACGAUGUUAUCUCAAGUGAUUCCUGGAAUUUUCGUGCUUCUAAUCGGAUAUCUGGGAUGUAAUAUAAUUCUUGUAGCAAUCAUUUGGUUCAUAGCUGUUAUACUUAUAACUGCUUCCUAUGCUGGUGCAAUGGCUAAUAUUGUUGACAUAGCGCCAAAUUUUGCCGGUCCUGUAUUAGCAUUCGCACAAACUAUUCACAUGACAGCUAGUUUUCUAUCACCUAUAGCAGCUGGUCUGCUCACUCAAGAAAGCCAAGCACUCGACGCUUGGAGAAAAGUGUUCGGAGUAACUACGUGUGUAGCUUGUAGUACGUAUAUCGUAUAUCAAAUCUUUGGCACUGCCGAAAUUCAAGAAUGGAAUUAUCCUGAUCAAAAGUAUCCGCAAUCCGUUCAAGAAGAUUCUCAACCUCUUAACGAGUCACCUAGUAAGAACGGAAAAAUAGUUUCGAAUCGAGACAAUAUAGUUGAAGAAGCAUAAUGUGUAUAUGUAUAUAUGUACAGUAGACUCCUGAAUAACGCGUUGCAUAAAUUCCCAUCAUAAAAAAUACCGUGAUACGAAAUCUUUCUUUUUAUUUUACCUGAAAUAAUUUCACAUUUUUUUAAGGAUAUAUGCAUGUUGAGAAUGAAAUAUGAAUGUUGAGUAAAUUCUUUUACUAAAAGUAUUCUUGAUAAACUAGUGUGGUCACAAAUUAUUAUAAAAUUGUUAUAAAAAUUACGUUGUAAGAAUAACUCGCGUUAUAAGAGAAUCUACUGUAUAUGUUUAUACAUAGAUGCAUUUAAAAAACAGGAUAAAGUAUAAACAGAGAUAGGAAACUAUCGCCUUAUCGUCUGUACUGUUUUUCUGUUGUCUGACGCGUCUCGUUUUAUCAAGUAGAUCUUAUCGGUACAUAAUUUUGUUAUGAAAUUAUACGUAAGAAAACUUAAUUAUGACCGAUAUGAGAUUCUUAGGAUAUAUUUGGUAUUUUUAUCUUAUAAUAAGUUUCGCACACUACCAAUCAUUUUAUUUAUAAUGUUUAAAAUAUGAUAUAAUAGGGAACAAAGUUCGAAUUUCACUAGUUAGAGUAUAAUAUUUCCUCACUUACAAUUAGUUUAUAUUAUUAAGAAGAUCUCGAAACAUUAACUUCUUAUUUUUCUUACAUUAAUCAGACAUCAGAGUUUCAGUUAAUUUUAAUAUUAUUGCAUAUUAGUGAGAGAACAAUUAUUUGUGAGCAUGUAAAAGCUCUCUAAGAUUGGUUAUUCCACAAGAAAGUACUUAUUUUCAAUGUUGUCUUCAUAUGUCUGUAAAUAAGAAUUAUAGUUAUUGCUAUAAUACAAAAGUUAUUCACAUAGAAAUCAGGGUAUUGUAUAUUAUAUAAUGCUAAGAGAAUAUUUUUAUGAGGUAGUUUUAUCUCAGGAAACAAAAGAAAGGAUUAAAACUAUUAUUUGAAUUUGAUGUUUAGAUUAAAGAUAAAAGAGCACAAAGACUCAGUGAAAUAAUAAUUAGCAAUUUAUAUAACAUUGUUUUUAAUAAAGUAAUUAUAUUACUUUAUUAUUUCCUUUUAUAUAUUUUCUGUGAUCGAAUCUUCUUUUAUUUUAUUUUAUUUUACUUUAUCUACUUCCUUUUUAUUUUUAUUUUUAUGAAAAUAAUUACUCUUCUUACUUAGUAUAUCACGUACAAAAAGAUCUCGUAAAGAUAUCACGUGUGUUUAAUUACUUAAACUUAAGAAUGGUAAUUGGGUGGUAUUAUAAUAGAACGGAUGCCGAGAAGUAGAAAGAAAAAGGGAUCGGAAGAACGAUAAUUAAAAAAAAAACAAGACACGAUAGGAGAAUAAAAACAAUGCUAAUCAUUUGUUCCAAUUCGCAUUUUGCUUGAUUUUAUUAAAUCGUAAAAGCAGGUAUAGUAUUUGACAUAGUUGUUGGUUAAAAAAGAAAAAUAUAUCCUAAAAUUGACAACACUUUAAGAUACAUAAAGUAGAAUUACAAGAACAGAAUAGAUAAUGGACGAUAGAAUAUAUAUUACAUGAAUGACAGAAACUAUAUUCUGUACUAAUCAGUGCCUUGAUGUAGGUACAUUUCAUUUAUUAACUUAGUAAACUCCUUGUCACAUCUUCAAAGAAUCUUAAUACUAUGUGUACCUUUACGAUAUAUUUGAUUUUCAAAGUGUCUAGUCGGAGUUUGUAAACGAUCCGAAUCCCUUUAUCGAACUAAUGGGAUAAAACACAACAGAUUUUUUAAAUAUUUAUGUAAUCCUCAUGAAUUUUCAACAAACUUCGAUGCACUAAUUAUUAAUUAUUAAAUGUUUUAUUAUUUUUUAUUUUUAAAUAAUAAGAAAAAGAAAAAAAAUAAUAAUAGGAUAAUUAUUUUUGCAGUUAAGUUGAUAAAAUUAUAUAACAUAAGCGUCGUAAGAAUUCCUUUUUAAUAAGUUAACACACAAAAUAUUGAAGCGUGUUUGCUUAAAAGUAUUAUAUGUGUAACACUUUUGUACUUUCUUUUCUCUCUGUUAGAAGAUUUAUAUCGUUGAAUAAUUGUUUGUAUGUUAAUCGAUUAUCGAUAUACAUGAACCAUGAUAUAUUCGA